AGCGAGGCGGCCGGAGAGCCGGAGUCCCGACAAAGCCCGGGACACGGGAACGGACCCGCUGUCAGCGAGAGCGAAGUGAAAGAACCCAAGGAGGAGCACGGAGAGGAAAGCCGGUGCUCAGGCACAGACUCCGAAAAGAGCAAAACGAUGUGUGAAGACGGAGAGAAAAGCAGCGGCGGCGACAAGAGGCGGCCGAGUGUGGAAAUGUCCUCGUCAGACGGAGAGCCACUCAGCCGCAUGGACUCCGAGGACAGUAUCAGCAGUACCCUGAUGGAGAUGGAGAGCACAGUGUCCAGUGGGCGCUCCACCCCUGCCAUGAUGAAUGGCCAAAGUAUGGCCACUUCCUCUGCGUCUAAAACAGUAGCUUAUCCAUGCUGCUGGGACCUCUGUCCACAGUGUUCAACUACAGUCCUGACCUGGCUGAGCUAUCAGGGGCAUUCAUGUAGCGGGCAGAAAGGAGGGGUGUUUGUGUGUCUGUGGAAAGGUUGUAAAGUCUAUAACACACCAUCCACAAGUCAGAGUUGGCUCCAGAGACACAUGCUGACCCACAGUGGUGAUAAACCAUUCAAGUGUGUGGUUGGUGGCUGCAAUGCCAGCUUUGCUUCUCAGGGAGGCCUGGCCCGCCACGUACCCAGCCACUUCAGUCAGCAGAAUGCAUCCAAACUGUCCAGCCAGGCUAAACUCAAGGAGGAGUCACCCUCCAAAGCUGGACUCAACAAGAGGAAGAAACUCAAGAACAAACGCAGGUGCUCCCUACCAAGGCCUCAUGAUUUCUUUGAUGCACAGACAAUGGACGCUAUUCGCCACAGAGCCAUCUGUCUCAACCUGGCCACCCACAUUGAAAGUGUUGGGAAUGGUCACAGCGUGGUUUUUCACAGCACAGUGCUGGCCCGAAGGAAAGAAGGCUCUGGCAAAGUGAAGGUCCUUUUACACUGGACACCAGAGGACAUACUACCUGAUGUCUGGGUGAAUGAAACCGAGCGAUCUCAGCUUAAGACUAAAAUUGUGCACUUAUCCCAGUUACCCCAGGACACGGCCAUGCUGCUUGACCCAAACAUAUAUAGAGCACUUCCUCAGAAGCGGCUGAAGCGAAGUCUGUGACCAGUCCUCUUUGGACCCAACGCUUAAAGGGAAAGCCUUGUUCAGAGGAGGUUUAACGACAUGAGGCGCUCUACAUCUGUCUUUGCUGAACAGAAAGACUGAAGUUCCCAUGAAAAGAAUUGAAACUAGCUGCACGCUUUCUUUUUUAUCCUCCCAUUGUAAGUUUUGUAUAUUUGAAAUUGCUGUUUCAGUGAAGUGUGGCGUGCGAAAAACUUCCUUUUUAAUCAUGCCACAAACUGAUAAAACUUUUGUACCCAGUGGUGUGAAAACUGUUUUGUGUAACCUUGUUGGAAAAGCAAAAAUAUUUUAUAAAUGUUUUGUGCAAACUAUUUAUGCAAUUUUUUAACUUAUUUUUAUACUAUAAAGUUGCUGGUGUAUUGUGGAUGUUUGUAAAAUGUUUUGAAUGGACCCGUGUUUACUGUAAUAAUAAAUGUGAACCAUCAGUUUUAGGGGAAA
Thalassophryne amazonica is the source of this 1557-nucleotide messenger RNA. RefSeq names its product zinc finger protein AEBP2-like. The record is from RefSeq and is a predicted model, not a curated record. Gene Ontology annotation, biological process: regulation of transcription by RNA polymerase II. NCBI's taxonomy places the organism in Eukaryota, Metazoa, Chordata, Actinopteri, Batrachoidiformes, Batrachoididae. Gene Ontology annotation, cellular component: ESC/E(Z) complex.